Molecule: messenger RNA, 1118 nt
Organism: Nematostella vectensis (starlet sea anemone)
Lineage: Eukaryota; Metazoa; Cnidaria; Anthozoa; Actiniaria; Edwardsiidae
Exons: 2
Coding region: 16-351 (111 amino acids)
Source: RefSeq, a predicted model, not a curated record
UCUCAGCAAUCCGCUAUGUUCGGGUUCAUCCGUCAGCACCCCGUCAUCACGGGUCUGGCGGUCGCCGGCAUUUCGGCGGCUGCCGCGUACUAUUUUCGCAAAUCAUUAGUCAGCCCAUUUUAUGGAGAGGAGGAGAGUGGUGAGGAUGAGGACACAGAAGGUGGUGAGAAGGGCGGUGAAGCAAGCAAGACAACCCCGGACACGCCCGUCUCUGCGUCUGGACCCCAGAUGGAGGCACCUCCAGCGGUCCCCGUAGAGGCAGCAGCAGCACCACGCCCAAGAAGGAGCGGACCCCAACAGGACAACUUUGGCGGCUUCCGCAAAGGGUUCCUCGACGGCAAGAGAUUCUAAGCUGCUACGACGGCAACCGUGCUCCAAGGUCUCACAGUUUUAUGAACUGGAACUGAAAUGGAUAACGAUACACGGACAUGGAAAAUAACAUAGAUGAAAAUGAUGAUUAUAGACCGGAACGGAAAUGGAUAACGAUAUACGGACGUGGAAAAUAACAUAGAUGAAAAUGAUGAUAAUAGACCGGAACGGAAAUGGAUAACGAUAUACGGACAUGGAAAAUAACAUAGAUGAAAAUGAUGAUAAAUAGACAGGAACGGAAACUGAUAACGAAUUAGGGAUUAAAAUAUAAAAAUGAAAAAUAACACACAAAACAUUCAAAGAACAUUUUUUUCAAGAUCGAUGGGUUACACGGAGGGCUUCUCGACAGCAAGAGACUCAGAGAUUCAACAGCGUCAACCCUGCAGAAGUGCUCAACAAACCGACAAGUUGUUUAUUGACCGGAACGGAAAAGGACGAUGAAUAAAGGACAUGGAACAAAUAACAAAAAGCGAAAAAAAAAAAAGAUAGAAAUACGAAUAAGAACACAGAUGGAAGGAUUGAUUGUCUUACUAUUCUAAAGGAAAUGACAAAAAACUUUAUCUAGGUUAGUUAGGUAGCACGUUUUCAUAAGGACUUCCUUCUUGCACUUUGAUGAGGGGUAGGGGCGGGAAGGUGUUCCGCGAAACCGGGUGUUUACACGCGGGCCCCAAGAUUCAAAGUGCUAGUAGGAAUGUCAUUUAGUAUCGAACCAAGUGCUUCAAUCGUGAAAAUAAAAACAUUUAAUGUCA